GGGGACCUAUAGCUGUGAGCUAUGAUUGCUCCUAAAUGAUAAAAAUCUGUGAUUUCCAUUCUCAUGUCUCCCACAGCUUCAAAGAGCUCAGAGAUUUAAUCACAUGAGAUUUUUGGCAAUGGGUUUUUUAACCAUGGGGUUUUUGCACUUCUCCUGGCUUAGCAGAAAGCCGGAACAUAGUGGCGUUUUGUGUCAGCAGAAAAGUCCCUUUAAAUGUUUUCCUUCCAUUUAAAUCUGUUCUGACCUCCAAUGGGUGGUGAAAUAGUACACUGACAUCACGGUCACAUGACUGUGAUGUCAUUAAGAUCCUUGCCAUGGAUAGGAACAAGCCUAACUACGGAAUAAUAAUAUUGACAAUAGUCAGCUGUGCGCAGUGAUAGAAGGAGGCUACCGGAGAGCUGCGGACGGCCACCAGAGACCAGCACAGAUCCACAGGCAGAUUAGAGAGAGUACUUGCCGAACACAUGGAACCCUGACAGGUAGCAGCUACAGAGAUACACUGCGUACAAAACAAAAUGCCAGCUGCCUAAUAACAACCAAAGAGAGCAACGGGGCCGUCAGCUAGAGCGUCCACUCAUGUUGAUCAUGUAGCUUCAAGUGACACCAGGGCUCUGACAGCAGGAUCAUCUAAGAUCCCACCCACCUUUGGUCUUUCACCGCCUUGGCUCCGUUUGCGGCUUUGGAUUUUCGGGAAUUUGGCACUUCCGGAGUUCAGUGGUUCUGCGUUGUCAAGGGGGACCGAGCUAAUUCGAUAAGUGCUGCACAACUCCUUUAGGCACAGGUCCAGUACAAAUGUGCCCCCAUUAUGGCGAGCCCUAAGGAUGAGCAUAAGUUUCAUCAAACUAAGCAAAUUGACCAAGUCGUCACAUAUUCUCUGAGGAACUGAACAGGAUAACUGUGGAAUACCUCCAUAAGUUAAGAAUGACCCCUACCACCAACAGGGAUCCUGUCUCAAGCCCAGAGAGCAAUGUAGGCCUUGUGUGUUUGCCUCCCAUCUCUGAUGACCUGAAGUUGAUCUGGGCUCAGGUGGAGCUGACCAAUGAACUAGAUGAUCACCAACAGCUACUCCAUACCUUCAGUUACUUUCCUUAUCCUAGACUGCCUGAGAUUGCUUUGCUGUGCCUGCGCUAUGGACUACAAAUGGAAAAGGUCAAGACUUGGUUUAUGAUUCAGCGGAUCCGCUGUGGUAUCAGUUGGUCAUGUGAAGAAAUUGAAGAGACACGUUCACGUCUACUAUACAAUCAGGAUCAGCUGCAUUUUGAACCUUUGCUUGCAUUUGCCAAAAAUUCUAGUAUAUUUAAGACACCUGAAGAGUUAAAAGUUCAGUCUCCAAAGAGCGAAGAAAGGCAAAGCAUGAUAACACCACAAACUUCCCCAUGUUUAGAUCAUUCUGUACCAGAAGCUAAAAGGCUCAAAACAGAGUAUAUGGCUUCAGAGACUGAAUCUAUAAAAGCUACUAUGCACAUGAUUUAUAGCUCUGAUAAGAAAUGGGAUCCAUCAGAAACACCAAGUGUUGUUGGUCAUGGGCAGAUGUUUGGUGUAGAUGGGACAGAAGUUAGCCCAGCUGUUGCAUGUCUCCCAUCUGAGGAAGAGCUUUUGAAAAAAGGGGCAACUUCAUUCUGCAAUCCGGAGGGUCAUUACACAUUACAGGAUCAUGGUCUUCUAGAGCAGAAUAGGGGAUUUUAUACUCCAGUCACAAGGCGUCAGCGGAAAACCAAAGAACAGCUAGAUAUUCUCAAGUCUUUCUUUGUGAAGUGCCAGUGGGCUGCUCGGGAUGACUACAAAAAGCUAGAGGAAAUAACAGGGUUACCAAGAGCAGACAUCAUACAGUGGUUUGGGGAUACUCGUUAUGCACUUAAACAUGGACAACUGAAAUGGUUCCGAGAGUGUGCUCAGGAGCACCCUAGUUGGUUAGAACCUCAACAUCUUAUGUCUCAAAAUGGAAAGCAAGUUGAGUCAAUGCCUGGAGAAACUCCUCCUUUAACACCAGUGAUUGGAGAGCCUCAAGUAGACAACAGAAUUAUCAUCCAGCCCAUAAAGAAUUCAAGGGUAAAUCUUGGGGCAUCACCUGUAACCCUGAUAACAGCAGCAACAUCUGCAUCAAUACCUAAUAAGACCUCAUUAAAAUUCUUGGCAAAAUCACCAGAAGUCAAGGAUGGUAAGCAGGGAGUUUCUUUAGGACCAGUCUUACAAAAUCGGCCUGUUUUGCAGGAUGGUUCAGGUGCAAAGCUUCAGUUUAGAAACACUUCACGUUCUGAACAACAGUUGGCUCCUACAGGUUUACAGACUAUGAAGAAGAAUCCAUCCACCCCCUCUCCUGCUCGGACAUCCAGUCAAAGGGUGAAAUAUAUUGUGUUAGAAAAGUCUAAUGAAGCAGCUGAGGUAGAAAUAUUAGUUGAUGACGAAGAGGAGGAAUAUGUUUUGGAAGUGAUUGAGGGUGAAGAAGAUGAUGAUGUGAUUAUUCAGGACUAAUUGCUCAUUUGUUUGUAAACAAUCCUGACUGCAUACAGUCCCAUGGGUGUUACAUGCUAUACAUUCACCAGCAAGAUUGCCAUCAGUAAUGGCAGUGUGCACUUGCUAUAGAUAAAUGUAGGACUGACUACAGACUAUAAAGAGGUCCUCUAUACUUUAGGAUGCACACUGAGUUUUAAUCUUUUUAAUUUGGGAAACUAAAGACCUUUAUGUGGGAGGAUAUCUGGAUUUUUAUUAUUUAGAACCUCCAUUUUGUUUGGCAUUUGCUAAAUUUUUAGUGAUUAGUAGUAAACUUUAUAAAUUACAGUGAUAUAUAUAUAUAGUCUCUUAAUACCAUUACUUUUCAAGCAGUUUUAGUAGUUGUGGGCUAUGGGGAGUAUUUUAUUCAGAGUUUAAAAAAAUGUAUGAGGCAAAAGAUCUUUUUAGGAGGUAAAAGCAGGGAUCGCAACUGAUGUCUUCCUUUUUUAUACUUCACAAAUUUUGAAUAUGUUUUUAGAGCCAUAUUUAAAAAACAAAACAAAAAUGAGAUUUUAUAGAACAGUUUUUAAAUUCAUAACAUGUUAAUAUUAUUGGCGCAGACUGA
Xenopus laevis (African clawed frog) is the source of this 3055-nucleotide messenger RNA. It is a transcript of the gene homez.S, whose product is annotated as homeobox and leucine zipper encoding S homeolog. NCBI's taxonomy places the organism in Eukaryota, Metazoa, Chordata, Amphibia, Anura, Pipidae. The transcript has 4 exons. Gene Ontology annotation, molecular function: DNA-binding transcription factor activity, RNA polymerase II-specific; DNA binding. Gene Ontology annotation, cellular component: nucleus. Gene Ontology annotation, biological process: regulation of transcription by RNA polymerase II. Bases 922 to 2472 code for a protein of 516 amino acids. The record is from RefSeq and is a predicted model, not a curated record.